Oncorhynchus keta (chum salmon) is the source of this 2302-nucleotide messenger RNA. Its product is annotated as short transient receptor potential channel 4-associated protein-like. Gene Ontology annotation, biological process: ubiquitin-dependent protein catabolic process. NCBI's taxonomy places the organism in Eukaryota, Metazoa, Chordata, Actinopteri, Salmoniformes, Salmonidae. The transcript has 2 exons. The record is from RefSeq and is a predicted model, not a curated record. Bases 274 to 576 code for a protein of 100 amino acids. Gene Ontology annotation, cellular component: Cul4A-RING E3 ubiquitin ligase complex. Gene Ontology annotation, molecular function: phosphatase binding.
GGCCUUCCUCUUCAGGCUCGUCAACGUCAUCAAUGUGCAGAUACUCACUCAGGCAAAAGGAGAUCCUCUGCUCUGUUGACCGUUUCACUGUAAUACUGAUGGCAUCCUGCUAGCUAAUAUAGACUUUAAAUUCCUGUACUUGUUUCUCAUAUUCAGACAUGUAUACUUGUCUUCGUGUGCAUAAUUGGCUAACUGUGAUCCUGCCUGUUUGAUGGUGGCUGAACCUAAUGUUAGGAGAAUGUGAGCUGUCUGAACAUCAGCCUGGUGGUGUUGAUGCUGGCCAGGAGGCGGGACAAACUGGCCUUCUGUCUCAACGCCCUAAGGGAGGAGGAGUACGCUGAGAAAUACCCCGGCUGCCUGCUCAACAACUUACACAACCUGCUGUGCUUCUGGCAGUGCCACUACCUCAACAAGGACAAGGACAGCACCUGUCUGGAGAACAGUUCCUGUAUAUCAUUUACCUACUGGAAGGAGACUGUGUCGGUUCUGUUGGACUCAGACCUGACUUCACUAUGUGCCAUAGCCUGCUACAUCCAGGCCUACAUGGAUCUGGUCAAAGACUUUCUGGAAGUUUAAUGCUUCUGGAUGGAUGGAUAGAGAAGAGAGGAGAGUCAAUUUCUACAUUCACCUACAAACUGAACAGAUCUGAGCUCUCACUCCUCCACAUCCUUAGGUCUACAGAAUGACCGUGUGCAUCGUUUUGGGCUUGUGUGUGUGUGUUAGGUGUAGGAGUGGAUACUUGUGUUGUGUGUGUGGAGCCGUGUUGGGGUGUAUAACAUGCCGGAAUUGGAGUUUCCAUGUAGCUGUGGAGGAGAAACAGUCAGCCAAUCGGCAGCCCCAGAGGACUGAGGUUCCUUCAGCCUUUAACUAAUAGUAUGGAUAGGAUCUCUCCUACCCUCUGGUUAAAAAAACAAACCCCACACCCACUUCAUAGUGUCACCAAAAUGUACAUGGUGAUUACAUUGGCAGAUUGUACAUAGUAGUUACAACUGGUACACCGUUUUGUGGCACAAUUUCAGAGAUUCGCAAAUUGUCUAGUGUCAUAGUUCUACAGUAAGGAAAGGUUAUAACAAUCAAUUUGAGUUUGUAUGCCAAUGUAAUGCAUGUAAUUACAUUUUGAUGUUCAGUCACACGAACAUGAUGUGUAAGUACACCGACUGAAAGAAAUACAUUACCAUACCAGUAAUGUCUUAGGGACAGUGAGGCCUAGAUUCAAUCAGAUCAAGUGUUAACCAGUGAUGGCUGAUGUUUCUUUGGGAGGUGUAACUGUGUUGAAGCUGUCACAUUGGUGCUCUUGUGAUCCUUACCACAACGUCCCACUCGCUUUAAUGUUCAGAACAAAAACGUGUAGGCUAUAUAGAAAUAACGACGCUCACAUUGAAAAUCAUUCACCAAAAUUAGGAUGUCUAUCUGCUUAAUGGAGGUGUAGAUUACAUUCCAGUGCUCAAACUUAAACAAGGCUGUGUGGGACUCCGUGCAGCCAAUGGCAAUGUCCGCUUUAUCUUAAUGCGACUCCGUGUAGCCAAUGGCAAUGUCCGCUUUAUCUUAAUGCGACUCCGUGUAGCCAAUGGCAAUGUCCGCUUUAGGUAUAAUGUCUGGAGCCGCUGGUGGAUUUGACAGCUCUUAAUGCAGUUCCACUGACCAGAAAACAACCACUGUGGAUCUAAUUGAAUAGAGCCCUUAAUAGAAGACCAAUAUUUCAGGGAAAAGCAAUAGUUUUAUUUUGUUCUAAAAAGAGGCUAUUUAAAGAAAUCCAUCAUAACAUGAUCCCUGUAAAUGACAACGGAUUUAGGACGAGGUGGACACAAGGCUCAGGACUCACCAGAUGAAUCAAUUAGUUAUGUCCAACACACACAGGAGUCCUGACUGGCAUCCUUAGUAAUGUUAGGAAAGGUGCUUCACUUACAGCAUGAGUCUCCUAAACGUUGUGUCCGUUCUCAGGAUGUGUGGGUCUGUAUGUGACACUGGGCCCAACGGGUUUUUUUCUGCAUAGAAAAGUCUUGGGCUGACCAAACAGUAUAAAUAUUUUUACAUUCAAGAUGGUGAAAUGUUUUCAGUGUAAACUUAAAACAAUUAAAAAGCAGAAAGUAUGUAGAAAAGAAAAUGGACCUAUAUAUAUAUUUUUAAAUGAUCUUUGAGAACUACAAAAUCACAAAUAUAAAUUAAACAGUCAAUCUAAAAUAAAAAGAUUCUUUCAUGAGCAUUUUUAUUAUGACAUGGGAGCACCACUAGCUUUAAAGACUGCAACAUUGCAGGCAAGAGGGCCUCAGAAAUUUCCGGUUAGCUCCGUUGCACGUCCACC